CAGUCAGAUCUUGGCCAGCCAGCGAGGAGGACCGCCGCCUCCAUAUAACACCAGACAAAAACAAACACACAUAGCUGAAAUAGCAACCCCCCGCCAGACGAAGUCCACCUGUUCCAUCGGAUUAGGCGAUAAGAGGGCCCAUAAACACAGAGAUCUGGUUACGUAAACAGAAAACAAAGAACCGAACCCCGGGAAUAUGGAGGUACCACCACCGCUCGUCCUCAAGCGACCGCUAUAUGUGCCCAGCAAGACGCUGAUGGGUCCGGGACCCUCAAACUGCUCCCAUCGCGUCCUGGAGGCCAUGAGCAAUCCGGUUCUGGGCCACAUGCAUCCCGAGUGCCUGCAGAUCAUGGACGAGGUGAAGGAGGGCAUCAAGUACAUCUUCCAGACCCUGAACGACGCCACCAUGUGCAUCAGUGGAGCUGGCCACUCGGGCAUGGAGGCCUCCCUGUGCAACCUGAUCGAGGAUGGCGACGUUGUGCUCAUGGGCAUCACGGGUGUUUGGGGCCAUCGUGCCGGCGACAUGGCCCGGCGCUACGGAGCCGAAGUGCACUACGUGGAGGCGAGUUUCGGCAGGGCCCUCAGCCUAGAGGAGAUCACAUUUGCCUUCGAGGCCCAUCGACCUCGGGUCUUCUUCAUCGCCCAGGGCGAUUCCUCGACAGGGAUUUACCAGCAGAAUAUUCGCGAAUUGGGUGAGCUGUGCCGGAAAUACGAUUGCUUCCUUGUGGUGGACACGGUGGCCUCUCUGGGUGGCACCGAGUUCCUAAUGGACGAGUGGAAGGUGGAUGUGGCAUACACCGGUUCCCAGAAAUCCCUCGGUGGUCCCGCCGGCAUCACGCCCAUUUCGUUCAGCAAACGCGCUCUAACCCGCAUCCGGAAGAGGAAGACCAAGCCGAAGGUGUACUACUUCGAUAUCCUGCUGAUUGGCCAGUACUGGGGUUGCUACGGCACCCCAAGGAUCUAUCAUCACACCAUUUCAUCCACUUUGCUGUACGGUCUACGCGAGGCACUGGCCCACUUUUGUGCCGUGGGCUUGAGGGCGGUGGUCCGGCGGCAUCAGGAGUGCUCCAAGCGGCUGCAGUUGGGCAUCGAGGAGCUGGGCCUGGAGAUGUUUGUCCAGCGGGAGGAGGAGCGCUUGUCCACGGUGAACACGAUCAAAGUACCCUUCGGCGUGGACUGGAAAAAGGUGGCCGAAUACGCCAUGCGCAAGUACAGCGUGGAGAUCAGCGGCGGACUGGGACCCACCGUGGAGCACGUCUUUCGGAUCGGUUUGAUGGGCGAGAACGCCACCGUAGAGCGCGUGGAUAUGGUGCUCAGCAUCCUGAACGAGGCCAUCCAGAGCAGCAAGUUGGGGAUCAAGACGGAACGCUCAAAAAUAUAAUCACCCCUAGAUGUAGGCCCUUGUUUUUAUUGGUUUUUAAAUAAAAUAUAAAAAUUAACGUUUGAA
Messenger RNA from Drosophila subpulchrella, 1447 nucleotides. RefSeq names its product serine--pyruvate aminotransferase, mitochondrial (gene Agxt). Gene Ontology annotation, molecular function: L-serine:pyruvate transaminase activity; L-alanine:glyoxylate transaminase activity. Gene Ontology annotation, cellular component: peroxisome. The coding region runs from base 197 to 1381 and encodes 394 amino acids. The transcript has 3 exons. NCBI's taxonomy places the organism in Eukaryota, Metazoa, Arthropoda, Insecta, Diptera, Drosophilidae. The record is from RefSeq and is a predicted model, not a curated record.